AGGGAGCUAAUGAGAAUGAUGACGGCUCAAAGGUCGUUCCUGACUACAGCCAGCUCAGAGUGCCCUCGGCAAAAACACUCGCUACUCUGGAAGAUUUCAAUACCAGGCUCUAUAUUGGAACAGAGGAUGGGGAGAUUAUUUACACCGACUGGAAACUGGUGAAGGACGACUCUGGGAGGCAGCAGAGUGCCAAGCCCCUCCACUGCUUUAGAACCCAUCACUGGCUGGUGAACACGGUACAGAGGUCGCCCUUCUACAAAGACAUUAUUUUGACAAUGGGAAGCUGGAACUUCGCCAUCUGGAAGGAGGGAGUCAUGGAAGGCCCCAUCGUCACGUCCCCGAGCUCUGAGCAGGUGUGCACAGCUGGAUGUUGGUCCCCGUCCCGGCCAGCUGUUUUCUUCAUCGGGAAAGAUGACGGCAGCAUCGAGGUGUGGAACCUGCUGGAGAAGACCGGUGAACCUUUGCAGGUCCACGCUCACAUCACUGAUGCCAAGAUCACCUGCAUCAAACCCUGGACCGCCUCCUCCAAGCAGCACUUCCUGGCGGUGACUGACGACCUUGGGAUGGUUCGUGUUUUGGAAAUCCCAAAGACCCUCUACGCUCCGUCCAGGAGUGAGAAUUUGAGUGUGAAGAAGUACUUCAAGCUGGAGGAGGACAGGUUAAAGGAUUUUAUAAAGAGGGAUGAGCUGUGGGCGAAACAGAAGAAGGAAGCAGAGGAGCUCAAGAAGAAAAUGGAUCCUUACAAGCCGGUCAAAUCUCCGACAGAGAAUGACGAGGAGAACAUGAAGGAGUAUAAUGUUCACCUGGAGCUGGAGGAGAGCGUCCUGAAGGGCCUGGGCCUGUGGACCGCUCCUGCCGACACGGAAGAUACAUGAUAUCCCACGCAUUUACACACAUCUGCACGGACUGCAUUUAUACAGAAACAUGGUUUAUUCUUUUAAUUUAUAUCUUCAUCAAAAUUGUUAACCUAAACAGAUUCUUGUAAUAUUAAAAACAUUUGCAGUUUU
Messenger RNA from Notothenia coriiceps (black rockcod), 1007 nucleotides. Its product is annotated as WD repeat-containing protein 63-like. Gene Ontology annotation, molecular function: dynein light chain binding; dynein heavy chain binding. Gene Ontology annotation, cellular component: inner dynein arm. The annotation marks the transcript as partial. NCBI's taxonomy places the organism in Eukaryota, Metazoa, Chordata, Actinopteri, Perciformes, Nototheniidae. The record is from RefSeq and is a predicted model, not a curated record. The transcript has 7 exons. Gene Ontology annotation, biological process: inner dynein arm assembly; cilium movement involved in cell motility.